Arabidopsis arenosa is the source of this 1297-nucleotide messenger RNA. Lineage: Eukaryota; Viridiplantae; Streptophyta; Magnoliopsida; Brassicales; Brassicaceae. The record is from the annotation of a GenBank genome assembly.
GAAGCUACUAGGUCUCCUCGACAUUUGCUUUCAAUUCCACCCAGAUUUUGUUUCUCGCCGGAGAAAAGAAAAAUGGAAGACCCGUUGAUUGGUAGAGAUAGUCGUGCGGAUCGGGUUCGUCGAUCAGAAGCUAUCACGCAUGGUACUCCGUUUCAGAAAGCUGCUGCACUCGUCGAUCUGGCUGAGGAUGGUAUUGGUCUUCCUGAGCAAAUACUUGAUCAGUCGAGUUUCGGGGAGUCUGCUAAGUAUUACUUCAUCUUCACACGCUUUGAUCUGAUCUGGUCACUCAACUAUUUCGCUCUGCUUCUCCUUAACUUUUUUGAGAAACCACUGUGGUGUGAGAAAAAGCCUACACCGUCUUGCAAAGACAGAGAUUACUAUUACCUGGGAGAGUUACCGUACUUGACCAAUGUAGAAUCCAUUAUCUAUGAGGUGAUUACCCUGGCUAUACUCCUUGUACAUACUUUCUUCCCAAUAUCCUAUGAAGGGUCCCGAAUCUUUUGGACAAGUCGCCUGAAUCUAGUGAAGGUUGCUUGCGUGGUGAUUUUGUUUGUUGAUGUGCUGCUUGACUUUCUAUAUCUGUCUCCACUGGCUUACGAUUUUCUUCCUUUUAGAAUCGCCCCAUACGUGAGAGUUAUCAUAUUCAUCCUCAGCAUAAGGGAACUUCGAGACACCCUUGUCCUUCUGUCUGGAAUGCUUGUCACAUACUUGAAUAUAGUGGCUCUAUGGAUGUUGUUCCUUCUAUUUGCCAGUUGGAUUGCUUUUGUUAUGUUUGAGGAUACACAGCAGGGCCUCACGAUCUUCACUUCUUACGGUGCAACUCUUUAUCAGAUGUUUAUUCUGUUCACAACAUCCAACAAUCCUGAUGUCUGGAUUCCUGCAUACAAGUCUUCUCGCUGGUCUUCGGUGUUCUUCGUGCUCUACGUGCUAAUUGGCGUCUACUUUGUCACGAACUUGAUUCUUGCCGUUGUUUAUGACAGUUUCAAAGAACAGCUCGCAAAGCAAGUAUCUGGAAUGGAUCAAAUGAAGAAAAGAAUGCUGGAGAAAGCCUUUGGUCUUAUAGACUCAGACAAAAAUGGGGAGAUUGAUAAGAACCAAUGCAUUAAGCUCUUUGAGCAGUUGACUAAUUACAGGACUUUGCCGAAGAUAUCAAAAGAAGAAUUCGGAUUGAUAUUUGAUGAGCUUGACGACACUCGUGACUUUAAGAUAAACAAGGAUGAGUUUUGCUGACCUCUGCCAGGCCAUUGCUCUAAGAUUCCAAAAGGAGGAAGUACCAUCUCUCUUUGAAAAUUUUCCG